UUGAUUAUCAAACUCCUCAUCAUGCAUCAACUGUUCAGACUGGUCUUAGGACAAAAAGAUCUUUCACGAGCUGGGGACCUCUUCUCCUUAGAUGACUCCGAGAUUGAAGACAGCCUGACAGAAGCUUUGGAGCAAAUUAAAAUAAUUAGCUCAUCUUCGGAUUACCAGACCAAUAACAAUGACCAAGCUGUGGUUGAAAUCUGUAUCACGCGAAUCACGACAGCCAUCAGAGAGACGGAGUCAAUUGAAAAACAUGCCAAGGCCCUUGUGGGGCUCUGGGAUUCCUGCCUGGAGCACAACCUGAGACCCUCUGGGAAAGAUGAAGACACUCCCCAUGCAAAAAUUGCUUCUGAUAUCAUGAGUUGCAUUUUACAGAAUUACAACCGACCCCCUGUGAUGGCAUUAGCCAUCCCCAUAGCAGUGAAAUUCCUCCACAGAAGCAACAAGGAACUGUGCAGGAAUAUGUCCAACUACCUGUCCCUGGCUGCGAUCACCAAGGCAGAUCUCCUGGCUGAUCACACAGACGUUAUAGUAAAGAGCAUACUCCAAGGCAACGCCAUGUUGUUGAGGGUGUUGCCCGCUGUGUAUGAAAAGCAGCCUCAGCCAAUCAACAGACACCUGACAGAACUCCUGGCCUUGAUGUCUCAGCUAGAACAACCAGAACAGUACCAUCUUCUCCGGCUUUUGCAUGUAGCCGUGAAGAGAAAGCAACCAGAGGUGGCUCAGAAGUGUAUUCCUUUCCUAAUCGGGCAUUUGAAAGACUCAACCCAUAAUGAUGUCAUCCUAAACAUCCUCACAGAGAUAGCAGGCUAUGAACCUGUGGCUUUGAACAGUUUUCUUCCAAUGCUGAAAGAGAUUGGUGAGAGAUUCCCCUACCUCAUCGGACAAAUGGCAAGAAUCUAUGGAGCUGUGGGGCAUGUGGAUGAAGAGAGAGCCAGGAGCUGCCUGCCAUUCCUGGUGAGUCAGUUGGCCAACAUGGAACAUUCAUUUCAUCAUAUUCUCCUGCUGGAGAUUAAGAGCAUCACUGACGCUUUCUCCUCCAUCCUGGGCCCUCAGAGCAGAGAUAUUUUCCGCAUGAGCAACAGCUUCACCACCAUUGCCAAGCUCCUUACCCAACAACUGGAAACUGCCAAGGCCAGAAGCAGCAGGAAAAAACCAAGCACUGAGUUUGAAAUCCCUGAGAAGCUGGAAGAAAUUAAGCUCACAUUGACUGAAAAUGAAGACCGUGAAAAGCUACAAGUUAAAAUACAGGCUUUUGAAGACAAAAUAAAUGCUGAGAGCAAUACUCCUAGCUCUAUCAGAAGAUAUAGUUUGGGCCAGUUUUCUAAGGAAGAAAGAAAAGACAUUAGAUUUAGCAGGUCAAAGAGUUUGGCUUUGCACACUGUGCUAACAAAGAGCAUGAGUUCAGAUGAUGGGGAAGUUGUAGAGAGUGAAGAUAUGCCAGCCAGCACCUUUCUUUCAGAAACAGACCCACUUAGCCAAGGAAAUGACAAGUUGUCCUUUAAGGCAAACUCUGACAGAUCACAGCUGGGAAGUUCUUCAAUUUCACACCCAAGUAUUAUACAUACAGAAUCAGAGUAUUUGCCAGAAACAGUUAAAGCAAACUGCCAGGAAGAAACUCCAGAAACUACUGCAAGUCCUGUAGAAUACCAAGAUAAGCUCUACUUGCACUUAAAAGAAAACUUCAGUAAAGUAAAAGCAUAUGCUGUGGAAAUCGGAAAGAAGAUUCCGGUCCCUGAUCAGUGUACCAUUGAAGAUUCUGUUAGAAGUUGCGUAGCAAAGUUGUUCUUCACCUGCUCCCUGAAGGGUCAUUACUGCCUCUACAGUAAAUCCAGUUUUAUUCUCAUCAGCCAAGAACCUCAGCCGUGGAUCCAGAUCAUGUUCCUCUUUCAGCAGAGCCUGUUUCCUGAGCCCCUAUCCAUACAAAGUCAUUCUGUGCAAUUUCUCAGAGCUCUGUGGGAUAAGACCCAGGCAGAGGGUGGUCACAGCUUUGAAACAGCCAUGAUGGAGUCCACAUUUCCACAGCAGAAGGAUCUGGACCAGGUACAGCUCCAUCUGGAAGAAGUGAGAUUCUUUGAUGUAUUUGGCUUCAGCGAAGCAGCAGGAGCGUGGCAAUGCUUCAUGUGCAACAAUCCUGAGAAAGCAACCGUUGUAAAUCAAGAUGGCCAGCCUCUCAUAGAAGGAAAACUUAAAGAGAAGCAAGUCAGAUGGAAGUUCAUCAAAAGGUGGAAAACUCGUUAUUUUACACUGGCUGGAAAUCAACUUCUGUUUCAAAAAGGAAAGUCUAAAGAUGAUCCUGAUGACUCUCCAAUAGAACUCAGCAAAGUACAGAGUGUGAAAGUUGUGGCCAGAAAACGCAGGGACCGCUCCCUCCCUCGAGCUUUUGAAAUCUUCACAGACAAUAAAACCUAUGUUUUCAAGGCCAAGGAUGAGAAGAAUGCAGAAGAGUGGCUCCAGUGCAUCAAUGUGGCAGUUGCUCAAGCAAAAGAGAGGGAAAGUAGAGAAGUAACCACAUAUCUGUAG
Molecule: messenger RNA, 2523 nt
Organism: Neomonachus schauinslandi (Hawaiian monk seal)
Lineage: Eukaryota; Metazoa; Chordata; Mammalia; Carnivora; Phocidae
Gene: VEPH1
Product: ventricular zone expressed PH domain containing 1
Exons: 13
Coding region: 22-2523 (833 amino acids)
Biological process (GO): regulation of signal transduction
Cellular component (GO): plasma membrane
Molecular function (GO): phosphatidylinositol-5-phosphate binding
Source: RefSeq, a predicted model, not a curated record